UCAGACACUAUUCAGUGGAAGUUUGGUCAUGUCUGGACAGCAGGGUGUUCGACUGCUGCUCCCGUGGGCCAGCGCCUGCCUUGCGCUGCUCAGCCUGGCCCAGGGAGCUGUGGUCAUCUCCGGGGGCCAUGAAGCUCUGCAGGAGACAGGAGGAGCUACUAGAUUUCUAAAGAAAAGAAGUACAAAUGAUGCCAUGGUGGAGGUGUACAGUGUGACGGUGGACUGCACUGUGAGGUCUCGUUUUGCUCACACCGUCAUGACCUCCAAGGCCCUGAACAAAGCGAAAACCUCCCAGGAAAUCUUCUUUGAAGUGCAGCUGCCCAAGACUGCCUUCAUCAGUAACUUCAGCAUGGAAAUUGAAGGUCAGGUGUAUGUUGGGGAAGUGAAGGGGAAAGAGAAAGCCAAGAAGCAGUAUGAAAAGGCUGUUUCCUCUGGACAAACUGCUGGACUGGUCAAAGCUUCUGGGAGAAAGAUGGAGAAGUUUUCUGUGUCCGUCAAUAUCGCAGCAGGAAAAAAUGUGACUUUUGCUCUGACUUACGAGGAGCUCCUUCAGAGGACUCUGGGCCAGUAUGAGAUUCUGAUUCAAAUUAAACCCAAACAGAGGGUCCAGAAGUUUCAGAUUGUGACAAACAUCUACGAGCCACAGGGCAUUUCUUUCCUUGAUGCCCAUGCUACCUUCCUUACCAAUGAUUUGCUCCCUCUGGUGGAGAAAACUGUAACAGACAAAAAGGCACACAUCUCUUUCUCACCAACCAUGGAGCAGCAGAGGAGUUGUCCUGAUUGUGAUGGAACCUUCAUUGAUGGAGAUUUUGUCAUCAAAUAUGACGUAAACAGACCGACCAGCAUUGGGGACAUUCAGAUGGCAAACGGGUACUUUGUACACUUUUUCGCUCCACCUCACCUGCCCAGAGUCCCGAAGAAUGUGGUGUUUGUGAUUGACAGGAGCGGUUCAAUGUCUGGAAGAAAGAUUCAACAGACACGAGAGGCAAUGCUGGCCAUCCUCAAAGACAUCCAUGAGGAGGACCAUUUUGCCAUCGUCCUGUUUGAUAGCCAGGUCGAUCCCUGGAGAUCAACCCUUUCCAAAGCAACAGAAGAAAACGUGAAUGAAGCCAUGGCAUUUAUCAGGCAGCUAAAUAUCAGAGGAUCAACCAAUUUUAAUGAUGCACUGUUGGACAGUGUGAAAAUGCUUUUCAGCGACAGAAAGGAGCAAAGGAUCCCAGAGAGGAGCAUUGAUAUGAUUAUUGCACUGACUGAUGGAAUGCCAGAUUCGGGCCCCGAUAGGAUCCUGGAGAAUAUGCACCCUGGUAGGGGUGGAAACAUUUCUCUGUUCUGUCUUGGAUUUGGAAAUGAUGUGGCUUACACCUUCCUGGAAACGUUGAGCAAACAAAACAAGGGAUCGGCCCGCAAAAUUUAUGAGGGAUCAGAUGCAACGCUUCAACUUCAGGGUUUUUAUGAGGAGGUGUCCAGCCCUCUUCUUUUGGAGGUUGACCUGCGUUAUCCUGAUGAGGCAGUGGACUUUCUCACCACUAACCACUUCAACCAGCUAUUUAACGGCUCCGAGAUCGUGGUGGCUGGAAAACUGGAGGACAACGACCUCGACAACUUCAUGGUGGAAGUGUUUGGCCAGGGGUUUGAAGAUGACUUCAAGGUGCAGGGACAGGCCCGUGCUGUAGACUGGGACGUGAUGUACCCUGAUGAGGAAUACAUUUUUGGAGAUUUUACAGAGCGUCUUUGGGCCUACCUAACCAUUCAACAGCUACUGGAGAAAAGUAAGAGUGGUACCACUGGUGAGAAAGAGAAUGCCACGGCAAAGGCCCUGGAAAUGUCCCUGCGGUAUAGCUUCGUAACCCCUCUCACUUCCAUGGUGGUCACUAAGCCUGAAACUGAGGAUGGAACAGAAAGCCCGCUCAUAGCUGAUAAACUGACUGAGGAGCAAAGACAAGUGUCAGAAAGACAGAAUCAAUAUCAAACUCAAAGUUAUAACCCUCCAGCAUACAGAACGACCUAUCAGUCAACACCCUCCUAUUUCGUGGACGGGGAUCCUCAUUUCAUGAUUGAGCUCCCAGACAGAGAAGACGCACUGUGCUUCAACAUCAACGACAAACCAGGAACCAUUUUCAACCUGGUCAGAGACCUUAAACAAGGUAUUUUGGUCAAUGGCGAGAUCAUAGGCGACAAGAUGAUUCCCCCUGAUGGGAAAAUUAACACCUACUUUUGGCGUUUUGGCAUCAUCCACAAGACUCUGGGGGUGAGGCUGAUUGUGAGCACUCAGGACGUCUCUUUGUUUCAGGAUGGCCAACUGGUCAAGCUGCAGUGGUCUGAUUCAGCUUCACUCAAAGGAUCCAAUGUGGAUAUUCUCCUGACCAAGGAUCGCAGCCUCACAGUAACUCUGAAAGAUUCAGUCAAGUUUGUCAUCCUGCUACACAAAGUGUGGGAGAAGCACCCGUACCACCGGAACUACCUGGGUUUCUACACCCUGGACACCCACCUCCUGUCAUCUUCGGUUCACGGCCUGCUAGGUCAGUUUUACCAUGGGAUCAAUUAUGAGGUGUCAGACCUGCGUCCAGGUGAAGUCACAGAGAAACCAGAUGCCACCAUGUUUGUGAAAGGACGGGAGCUCAAUGUGACAAGAGGCUGGCAGAGAGACUUCAGGAGGGAUGUGAAGAAAGGAGACAAUGUCCCCUGCUGGUUCGUUCACAAUAAUGGAACAGGCCUCAUCGAUGGAGAAGCAUCAGACUACAUUGUGUCAGGCCUUUUUAAAACUGUUUAAGAACAGGCUAUAAAUCACUGUCUACCAGAAAUCAUUCAAAUUAAACUAUUAAACUAAAAUAUUCAUUCACUAUAAUGCUCUGGUAUCAUGAGCCCAUAAAGCAAAUACUCUUCAUUCAACGCAAUCCCUAAAUAUGGAGAUGUAUCGGAGCAAUCUCAGCGAUCACUUGUAUUCAAAUAAAUGGGACACAGUUCCUCAAUAUGGAA
Messenger RNA from Labrus bergylta (ballan wrasse), 2976 nucleotides. RefSeq names its product inter-alpha-trypsin inhibitor heavy chain H3. Gene Ontology annotation, molecular function: serine-type endopeptidase inhibitor activity. Gene Ontology annotation, biological process: hyaluronan metabolic process. The record is from RefSeq and is a predicted model, not a curated record. Lineage: Eukaryota; Metazoa; Chordata; Actinopteri; Labriformes; Labridae.